Lucilia sericata (common green bottle fly) is the source of this 4431-nucleotide messenger RNA. RefSeq names its product centaurin-gamma-1A (gene CenG1A). The record is from RefSeq and is a predicted model, not a curated record. The transcript has 9 exons. Gene Ontology annotation, molecular function: GTPase activator activity; GTPase activity; GTP binding. The coding region runs from base 519 to 3554 and encodes 1011 amino acids. Lineage: Eukaryota; Metazoa; Arthropoda; Insecta; Diptera; Calliphoridae. Gene Ontology annotation, cellular component: nucleus.
AUUUAAAUAGCAAAAGGUUUUAAUAAAAGUGACUAAUAACAACAAAUUAAAUUGAAUAUUUUAAAAAAUAAUUUUAUAUAAACAAAAUGUUAAAUAUUAAAUAAAAUAAAACGUUGCUAUAAGGCAGAAUUAGUCACUUAUAACACAAGACAUUCACCAAAAAUCAAAAAAAUUUUAAAAUUCAUUAGCAAAAAUUUUUUUAUAAAAAUACCUUAAACAUAAAAUGAAAUAAUUUAAAAUGCAAAUUUUUAAAACUAUAAAACGAAAAAUGAAUGUCAUCAACAAAAAUUUAUAACAACAAAAAAUUGCAGAAAUAAACCUUAAAUAAACCCCAAAUAAAAAUACCAAAUUAUAAUAAUAAUAGAUUAAAUCUAUAAAAAAACAACAACAAAAAAGCAUCUUAAUUAACAAUUAAAAACCAAACAAAUUUAAAAAAAAUUGAAAACUUUUCCUAUAAUUUUGAAAGGAUUUUAAAGUAUUUUCUAAAAAGUAAAUUAAUUAAUUUUAAAAUUAUCAUUAUGUUGGCUGUUAAAAAUUUCUUUUUACCUGAACGCACAAAAGCUCCCGAUACGCCACAGCGCUUUUCACGCAUGCCCGAAGCUUUUUUACGCAGCAUACGCCGCCGUUCGUUACGUGUUAAACGUGCCAAAUCACUAGUCGUUCCCGAUCGGGAAAAAAGGAAAUCAGAUUCCUUUGUAAAUAGUCAAGAAUGGACGAUAUCACGCUCAGUGCCCGAUUUACGUUUGGGCAUAGUGGGCUCUCUAAACUCAGGCAAAUCUGCAUUAGUACAUCGUUAUCUGACGGGUUCGUAUAUGCAAGAAGAAUCACCCGAAGGAGGACGUUUCAAGAAAGAAGUAUUCAUCGAUGGCCAAAGUUAUUUAUUGUUAAUACGUGAUGAGGGUGGUGCUCCAGAAAUGCAGUUUGCUGCUUGGGUUGAUGCUGUUAUUUUCGUUUUUAGUUUAGAAAACGAAUCCAGUUUUAAUACAGUCUACAAUUAUUAUACAAAAAUGGCUCAUUUUCGUAACGGCCAGGAGAUACCCAUGAUUUUGGUGGGCACUCAAGAUGCCAUUAGUGAACGUAAUCCCCGUGUUAUAGAUGAUUCGCGUGCUCGCAAAUUGGCCAAUGAUUUGAAGAGAUGUUCAUAUUAUGAGACUUGUGCCACUUAUGGUUUGAAUGUGGAAAGAGUUUUUCAGGAUGCUUGUCAAAAAAUUCUCUCACAACGUCUACCCCUACCCGCAAAUGUUACCUCCCGACCCACUACACCCCAGGGCACACGUUUGGGUAUAGCCUCCUAUCAUCAUAACUCACAAAAUGGCAGCAAUACCAAUGGUUUUGCUUCUUCAAACUCUUCCUCCAAUUCCAUGCAAACGGGAGCCGGAGCUGCCGCUGGUAAUCUCACCCUACCCCAUAGACAUCAUGUACUCUCGAGUUCAACUCACCAUAUACCCAUGCGCAUGAGUGCAGAUUUUGUGCAUCAAGAACAACAGCACAGUCUGCCGUCCACAGCAGGCGGUAAUGCUCAAAAGUUAUGGCAGGCACAACAGCCACAAGAAACCCAACAUGUACAAUUGAGAUCUCAUCAUAAUCGCGAACGGGAACGUGAAUGCUAUAAUAUGACCAAUGAAAAUAACAAUAUAACCAAAUAUAAUCCCCAGGGUACGAAUUCACAAAAUAGUUCGGCCUCCGAGCAAUUGGCUCCCCUGUCGUUGGUGCCUUUAAGAGAAAAAGACUCGAAUUUGGCAGUGAGUGGUAAGGAUUUGCCCACACCCACUUCAACGCCUACGGCCAGUAGAAAAUCACGCAGAAGAUCGAAUCUCUUUAUACCCUCCUCCUCGAAAAAGGGUGAAAAAGAAAUGAAAAAUGGUGAAGUGGGUAGUGGACGCUCGAUACCCAUUAAACAGGGUUAUUUGUACAAAAGAUCUAGUAAAUCUUUGAAUAAGGAAUGGAAAAAGAAAUAUGUUACUUUGUGUGAUGAUGGUAGACUGACCUAUCAUCCUUCACUACAUGACUAUAUGGAUGAUGUGCAUGGCAAGGAAAUACCUUUGCAAUAUGUUACUGUAAAGGUGCCGGGCCAGAAGCCCAGAGGUUCCAAGUCCAUAAUAACAAAUAGUGCUUUGACCACUUCCAUGUUGUCCACCAAUAAUGCUUUCGAACCCCUUAAAGAGUCGGCAGUCAAAUCGAAUUCAUCCCAACAAACCAGCGGUGACGAAGGCAUAGCCAUGUCCAAUUCUAACUCUCAAACCUUUAUAGCGGGCGCCGGGGAGAACUCACAACGUGAACUUUUAGCUGUUAAUGCUUCCAAUAAAUUGGAGGCCCAAACCCCUAAUGUUAAGAAACGUCAUAGACGCAUGAAGAGCAGUAGUGUUAAAUCCAAUGAAAUUGAUGAUUCGGAUGGUUAUGAAUUCUAUAUUGUCUCUUUGGACUCCAAACAAUGGCACUUUGAGGCAGCCAAUUCGGAAGAGCGUGAUGAAUGGGUGGCCGCCAUAGAACAGGAGAUAUUCAAGAGUCUUCAAACCAUAGAAAGUACUAAAAUGAAACCGGCCACCACUAGUGAAUUGGCCUCGAUGGUGACGAUACGUACUCGCGUACCGGGUAAUGGCUAUUGUGUCGAUUGUGAUGCACCAAAUCCCGAAUGGGCCAGUUUAAAUUUGGGUGUCUUAAUGUGUAUUGAAUGCUCGGGUAUUCAUCGUAAUUUAGGUUCUCAUAUCUCUAAAGUACGCUCUUUGGGUCUGGAUGAUUGGCCAGCCGGUCAUUUAAGUGUUAUGCUGGCCAUUGGCAAUAGUUUGGCUAAUUCUGUUUGGGAAGCAAAUACCCGCCAGCGUUCGAAACCCAAACCAAAUUCAUCUAGGGAAGAGAAAGAGUGCUGGAUUAGAAGUAAAUAUGAGGCCAAAGAAUUUUUACCUCAACAGAAUACGAAUACAAAUGCUACACCCGGUCAGCAAUUAAUCGAAGCUGUGAUUAGAUCUGAUAUGAAAUCGAUUGUUUUAAUCUUGGCCAAUGCCAAUGCUGAAGUUACCAAUGCCAAUGUUAGUCCUAGAGAUGUUAGGACUCCCCUACUAUUGGCCUGUGCCAUUGGCAAUUUAGCCAUAGCUCAACUAUUAAUAUGGAAUGGUGCCAACAUUAAACAUACCGAUCAUGAGGGACGCACUUGUUUGGCUUAUGCUCGGGCGGCUCAAUCUUUAGCCACCGCCAAAUCUUUGAAAGCCGCUGCAGCAGCAGCUGCUGCUACGCAAAAUGCCAGCAGUACCAGUAAUACAAAUUCCAGUAUGGCUAGCAAUACUUCAUCGUCAUCAUCUUCGGUAUCGAAUGCCACAACCACCUCAACAAAUUCUCACUCAGCUAACAGUAGCAGCAGUACGGCUGCCAAUAGCUCCACCAGCAAUGGUGGUAUACCAGCACCACAUUACAGUGUAGAGGAAACUACUGCUUUAGUGGAACUUUUGACGGGUUUGGGUUGUCCCGAAUCGGCGCCUCUUACCGCAAGUGGUACUUUGCCUAGACGUAGAGAUACUUUGGGUACACCUUAUGAAAAAACUGUUUCCGGGGUGAUAUAAAUAAAUUAAUAAUUUAAGCAUCUUUUUUCUAAAAUCUAGAGAUAUUUUUCGAUAUAUACAUCUAGUAACUAGGAGACAAGUAGUUUUUUUUUUUAAUAUUUAAACCAUAAAACAAACAAAAACACGCUUAGCUUUUUCUAAAAAAAACAUAAACAAAACAAAACAAACAAACCGUUAUAAUUUAGUUUUAAAUUUUAAUUUUAAAAGUUUUUAAAGGCCUACAUUUUUAAACAAAAAUCUAAGAACAUUAAACCUCAUAAAUUUUGUAAUUUAAAUUUUUACAAAUUUAACGCUUUUGUAAAAAUUUCAAUUUUGUUAACGGGUGUCAAAUUUGGGCUGUUAAUUAAUUUUAAAACUUUUCUUUAGCUUGCUGUAAAAUUUCUUUUUUCGCUUCCUUUUUAUUACAUUUAUCUAUUAAUAUUAAAUUGUUGAGUUUUUUUUUUUAAUUUUUGUAUAUUUUUUCCUUUUUGUUUUUAAGUUUUGUUAAAGUUUUUUUUUUACUUUUUUUAAAACCUUUCAACCCAAAUACUUUUAAAUCAGUUUGUAAAAUCUAUUGUAUUAAAUUUUCUUAGCAAUCUAUCUGGCUUUUAUAAUUGAUUCCCUGUUAAUUGUUUUCUUCUGUUUUUUUUUUUUAAUUAGUUAAUCUCCUCUAUUUUGUUUAUUAUUUAAUUUUAACAAUUAGUGAAAGAAACAAAAAUUAAAACCUAGUUUAUAUAAUUGUUUUUAAUUGAAAAUUAUAUAUUAUAUGUUUGUAUAACUUUUAUUGUGUAUGUGUGUGUAAUGUAUAUAACUAUUAUUUUUUAUUAUUAUUAUCAUUAUAUUUAAGACAAUUAUUUAUUAAGUUUUAUUAUUAUUUUUAUUAAAAAUGCAAAAAAGC